Lingula anatina is the source of this 1228-nucleotide messenger RNA. RefSeq lists its product as uncharacterized. The record is from RefSeq and is a predicted model, not a curated record. Lineage: Eukaryota; Metazoa; Brachiopoda; Lingulata; Lingulida; Lingulidae.
UUUGUCAUUCUUCCCUCCUUAUCUUUUGGCAAGAGUAAAUGUUGACGUUACACUGCAUUAUCUAGAGUGCCAGCACGAUAACGCUAUAAAUACCACGCUCCUGAUAUUCAAAGGAGAAGCACAAAAUAACUUGCUUUUAAAGCAUCAUUUUGCCUCUAUUUUGAAAAACAUGAAAAUAUUCGUACUUCUGGCUUGUUGCGCUGCGGCCGCAAACGCCUUGGUGUGCCCUCCGGACGCCUGCAAGGGAGCCACCUGUACCUUACUGGAUGAACAAGCGUGCUUGGCCAAAGGUGGCGCGGUAAGACCCGGUGGCAUGUGCGGCUGUUGUGACGUCUGUAUAACGCUGCUGAAGGAAGGCGACAAAUGCAUCCAACUUUUGUUGCUUGGAGUGCCUGCCACAGCUGAAUGCGGUGAAGGGCUAAAAUGCAGCCCGGAAAGCCAAACCUGUGUGAAAAAGAACUGUUUGGAGCGCAAGGCUGACUUUGAGGGUAGCCUUCUGACCAGAGUAGGAGCUCCAAAACUGAACUGUGAAGACAACGGCGAUUAUUCGCCCAAACAGUGUCUUGGCUCCAAGUGCAUGUGCGUGACGAAAAAAGGAGAUCGUAUUUCGAAUUACAUGGUUAACAUAUGGGAGGCCCUUGAUAUGGGUUGCGAAUGUGCACGUGCGGAGUACGAGUACAGUCAGAAGGGGGGUAACGACAAGCCAUUCAACUGCGAUUCUAAAGGCAACUACUUUGGCUAGCAGGGAUGAGUCGUUUAGGAUUCAACUGAACGUGAGACGGGCCGUAAUGCAUUAAAAACGAGCCCCAACUCAUCUUUUGCUGAACGUAUACGUGUAAUAUUAGUUAUUAUUUGACAAACUUUACGAUCAAAUGCGUGUUGAAAAUUUCAACAAAAUGAUUUCGAUAUAUGCAUUUUUAUAAAUUAAGAAUUUAAAUCCUUUUCACCAUUACCACUGGAUUUGAUUAAGUACAGGAUAUGUCACUUGACGAUUUAAUUGUGUCAAAGAAACAAGCAAUGCAGGCCCGUAGCCAGCAAAUUCAAAAGGGGGGUUCUUUUUCUGAAAAGGUGGACCUUUUACAAUGAAACUUAUGUGUAUGUAGAUAAAUUUAGACCAAUAAGACACCAAUAAGAACGCUUAACUUUGUUUUGAAGACGAGAGAAUAAAUUCAGUUAGAAAUAACAUACGCCUGUUGUAUGCAUCAUCUACACCUACAGCUGUACAUGU